AUGGAACAAAACAGAGUCAUGAAAAACUCUGCUAAAACAUCUGUGCCUCAGUUUGGAGGGUGGGACCAAAAGUCUACCGGAGCUACCGAUUACUCAAUGGUGUUUACUCAAGCUCGUGCGAACAAAAAGCAGCAGAAAAUCGACCUGACUGAAGUCAAGCGUGGCAGCAUCGGGAAUGAGGUAGACCUCACUAAAACUAAUCAUGGACAUGCUCAUCCUGCUCAAGGUCAUCAUGGUCAUCAUGGACAUAGUCAUCCUCAUCAUGGUCGUCAUGCUCAUCUGGUUCAUGCUCAACCUGCUCAUGCUCAUCCGGUUCAUGCUCAACCUGCUCAUGCUCAACCGCAUGCCCAAGUUUGCACUCCUUCUCAAGAAGAUUCUGUAGUCAUGGGGAAAAGAAGGUUUCUGACCUACAUAAAUUGCUGUAUUAGGCCUUGA
Molecule: messenger RNA, 435 nt
Organism: Lathyrus sativus (Indian pea)
Lineage: Eukaryota; Viridiplantae; Streptophyta; Magnoliopsida; Fabales; Fabaceae
Source: the annotation of a GenBank genome assembly